AUGAGCAACGCAUUCAAGUCAGCUGGAAAUACACUUGCCAAAGGAAAUGAUUUGGGAUAGACAGGUCAAAGUUUUGCAGGAUCAUAAAACCCUGCAUCCUUGAAGGGGAAAUUAAUGAGCUUGGAAGAAACAAUCAAAGGCAUCUAGGAUGAGAUGAAUUUCCACAAAAAAGAAGUCUAAAUAUUGAAAUCAGAGAAGGAUACACUCGAAUCAGUUUUGAGCAUGAAAACUUAGGAUGUUAAGAAAACAUUAACUAAUGAACUCAUGAGAAUCGAAGAAGAAAUGAAGAGACAUUUUGCUCAUCAGAAAGCAGAGAAUUCUAGAUUAUAAUAGUAAAUUACUGCUCUUAAAGGAGAGAAAACUGCCUUACAAUAACAACUACUUGGAUUAUAAAGAAGAAUUGCUGAACUUGAGCUCUAGGUUGGAUAAGAAUAGGCAUGAUAUAUCAUCAAUUAUAGAAAUCAUUAUCAUUAUAAAUAAUACAUGCGACAUUCAAAUUGUCAUUUUGAAAUAACAUCAUC
Messenger RNA from Paramecium tetraurelia, 521 nucleotides. RefSeq lists its product as uncharacterized. Lineage: Eukaryota; Ciliophora; Oligohymenophorea; Peniculida; Parameciidae. The record is from RefSeq and is a predicted model, not a curated record. The transcript has 3 exons.